AUGGUAUGUAUUAACAGGUAUAUUACAAACUUGCAAUUGGACCAAUUAAUCGCUAUGUUGCUGUUGCUGACUAGCCUGUUGGCUAUUCUAAUACAACGGGUAUUUGCUGGUAGCUAUGAUAGCACCAGGUUGUGGCAAUCUGUUGGGUUAGUUGGAAUCUCCGAGAUCAACGAAUGGUACGGUGUAAUCACUGGAGCAAAUGAUGAAAACACGAUAGAGGAUCUAUUUGAAAGCCUUCCGAAUGAUCAUGCUAAGCUGUUGCAAUUGACUUACGAUCUGCAUCCUGGUUAUACAGAAUUUGCUGGCGAAGAUGACACUGGAUCGUUGAACUGGUUUGAGUUAAACAAUAAGAAGUACGUUAAGCCUGAUGAUUCAUUUUACUUGAAAUCGGAUGAAUUGAAGGCUCAGAGUCAAAUCAGUGAUAACUUAGUGUUGCAGGAUGGUGAAUUAGUUGUUGGAACCAAUCCCACAGCGCCAUUGGUAGUGUUCUACGGAAGCGCCGAGACUGGAGAUUUCGAAGAUUUCAACAGAAAUCUUUACACAGAGGCAAUUGGCGGAAAGAUAAGACUAUUAUGGCGCCCUACAGGACCUGCGAAGCCGUUAAGUGAUUUAGAAGUUCCAAAUGAGUACGCAUAUGAAUAUUCUAUUAAUGCUGAAUCGUGGGGUAAGGAAGUGCAGGGUGAUUUUGAUUUGCCUGCAGAAUACUCUUCCGAAGAAUAUAUCGUCGGCGAUAUUAAAGAAGGUACUGAAUCAGAAUUAGCCGUCGUUGUGGCUAGCUUAAUAUCUGACUAUUAUGAGAAGACUAAUGAUUUCCACAAGACUUUUGAAUAUGCUCGGAAAAUAAUAAACAACUAUCCAAUUUUGAUGGACAAACUUACAGCUUCUCCUGAAUCUUUGAACAAAACUUCCUCAUAUGUUGAGAAGAUUUCCAACCUUGGUAUUACUUAUGACGCUAUUGGCGUAUAUUUGAACUAUCAACACUGGAAGCUGUCUGAUUUGAAUCCCUGGAAUUUUAUUGCUGCUGUUACUUACGAGCUAAAGAUGUUUAAGAGUCUAUUUUCGACUCUAAAGGGUGCGUUUCCCGAUUUAGAGAAAGAAGAUGUGAAAUCGAUUUUACAGAAGUACUCUGAAGUUGGUGUGAUGAACCUACAACAUUUGCAACCUGCACGCUAUGACUUUCACCGUAUACCUGGUUUUAGUGAGAGUGUUAUUUACUUUUGCGAUAUUGAAAAUGAUGAAAUAUAUGCAAACUUGUCAUCCGAUACCAAUGCCUUCUUUCAGAAGUCAAAAUUUGGUGAGCUCCCUGAAUACAAAGAGAACUGGAAUGAGUUCAUAUUUGUUAUUGACUUUGACAAUUUAGCUACUAAAGAUACAAGCGAGAUUUUUGCCGGUUUUAAGCGUGCACUAGAAGUGCUUGAGUUGGGUUACCCACAACGGAUUGGUUUGUUACCAUUAUUCCGUGGAGAACCAAGCGAAGUUGUAAAGCACAUCUACGCUUUGAAGGAUGAGGGUUUGGACAGCUUGAAGGAAUUUCUACAGAAAUUUGAUCCUACUCAGAAAAUUCCUGAAAUCGAAGGUAACCAAUUACCCCCAGUAAGUGAAAUUCUACACAAUUUUGGCAUAAAACAAAAUUCUGUUAUAGUUAACGGUCAGAUUCAUCCUUUCACGAAAAAUACAUGGCAUUAUAAGGUUGCCAAUAUAGUGAAAAAUGAUGUCAAUUUCGUCACUUCCGCAUUAAAGCGCGUUAAGGACACCAAAGCUCGGGAAAUUUUGCACUUUCACUCUUUGACGGCCCGUCACCCUGAAUAUGUCACUGAUUACUUUGAAGAUAACUUGUACACGAUCAUUAACGGUAGUGUUCUAGAUCAAAUCGAAAGCAGGGUCUUAUAUUUGAACAAGCCAUCGGAUGCGUUGCUUCACACUAUAACUGUAGUUGAUGACUUCAAUACAGGUUCUGCAAUAGAGAAGAUUAUCAAUCUUUUAUCGAUUAAAUUCACAGGUGUGAGAGUUCGGUUGGUUCACCGCGGUGAGGAAUUGGAAAACUGGGAGAAUCUAAAUAAGAUGAUUGUUGCAAUGACAAGCAAUAGCAUGCUAAUAGAAUCUCUUCGUACAACGAUGAACAAACCACCUGUUCCAAAAACGUUUGAUUCUGAAACUUACAGGGUAUUACGUCAAUGGCUACCUUCUCUUUCUAAGGAAUUUAUUGAGGCUGACUCUUAUGCUCUUUUGAACGGUAGGUAUAUUAAUUUAUCUAAUUGUGGGCCACUAAGUGUUGAUAUUUGGGAAGCUAUAAUUCAACGUGAAUCUAGAAGGACAUUAGAUUUUGUUGCUAUACUCCAAGAUGUAAUUCCGGAUCUUUCAGAAAGGGGUGUUUUGCCAGCGUUAGUGGAAGAAUCAGUUUCAUGCCUGUCAAAGAUGUUCUAUGGCGGCUCCGGUAUAUUUGAUAACGGCAUAGAAUACACUGGUGAGGCCAAGCUUCCACGUUUAGACAUUUUGAAGCUGUUAGAUAAAGGAAGUUUAAACAAUGCUAUUAGUUCUGGUAACGAAGAUGCUUUGGUGGAUGUUACUGUUAUAAUAGAUCCUGUAGAGGAAAGAUCUCAGAAGUUUUUGCACCUCGUUAAUUUUGUUAAAGAUUUGAGUUUUGUUAAUGUCAACUUAUUGACUAUUCCCACGUUGAACUUGAGUAUUAUACCUAACCACAGGAUCUAUUCAGAUGUCAAAUUAGACAUCAAUGAUGACAAUUACUACACGUUUUCCAGAGAUUUGCCUUCAAACGUAGUUGGCGAAGCUUCUAAGAAUGAUUACAAGCCUACCGCGGUAGUAGUAGAGGGACAUGUAUUUAAGGAGGAUACAAUUAUUAGCAAGUCCAAUGUUGAAGGCGAGAUUGGUGUUUGUUUGGAAAUAGUCAACUCCAGAGGAAACGUAAUCUCAAAAGGUAUUUCAAUGGGCGCUUUUGGAUACGUGCAAUUUCAACUACCAUCACUUGAAAAGAACCUCUCUAUUCGCAGCUGUGAUAGUAAAUAUGAUGUGGUAUCUUUCUCAAGUAACGCAAGAUCUGAUUAUCUUCCAAUGGAUACGUUCCACGUACAAGAUCUGAGUCCAAAAAGUAUUGUUAUCAAGGUAAAACCAGCUCCUAAUAACAAGGCUCUAGUCCGAGGUCCAGUGAAGGACAAUGCUAUCCACGUGUAUGUCACAAUCCAUGACUCGUUUGAGGCAUCUAUUUUUACUCAGCAAUUGAUGGCAAUUGUUACCGCGUUAAGUCCUACUACCGAGGUUCACUUUUGGAUCUCGUCAUACGCUGAACCUCCAUUGGCACUCAGAAAUCUGAUGAGAUAUACAACAUCCAGAACGAAUAACCGCGUUGUGUUCUCAAUGGUCUCCUACCACUGGCCCAAAUGGCUGCGUCCACAAAGAUUCUUGGAAAGACGCCUCGAUGUCAUGAGGAUUCUCUUUUUGGACGUGAUGUUCCCCGAAGUCGAAAUCGAAAAGUUGAUUCUUUUCACUAUCAGAACCAAGGAAAUUCCGGAUAUCGAAGCUCUUCACAAGAUAAACUCAUCAGCAUGCUUUAUCAUGAAAAAACAUCGCGGAGAAGGUUACUGGAAACAUGGAUACUGGAAAAAAUUCCUCAAAGGCAAUAAUCUCAGGUUCUAUGACGCAAGUAGCACUUUCGUAGUCAAUAUGGAAGCCUACAGGAACAAAAUGGCCGGUGAGGCCCUGCGUAUUCACUAUCAAAGGCUAUCUGCUGACGUUAAGUCGCUAGAGGACAUUGAUCAAGAUCUUCUAAACAGUCUACAGCAACAAAUAAAAAUAAAAUCACUCCUUUCGAAGGAGACAGUCCCACUGCUCUCUACAAAAGAAAUGGGUUCAUGGUAUUCGGAACUUUUGAAGUUCAUAACCCCCGCUUCAGAAGAGAUUGACAAUAAUGAAAAUGUAGAUCCGGACAAAGAAGAAGAUUACCUACAUGAUGAACUUUGA
Messenger RNA from Eremothecium sinecaudum, 3975 nucleotides. It is a transcript of the gene KRE5, whose product is annotated as Kre5p. NCBI's taxonomy places the organism in Eukaryota, Fungi, Ascomycota, Saccharomycetes, Saccharomycetales, Saccharomycetaceae. Gene Ontology annotation, cellular component: endoplasmic reticulum. Gene Ontology annotation, molecular function: UDP-glucose:glycoprotein glucosyltransferase activity. The transcript has a single exon. Bases 1 to 3975 code for a protein of 1324 amino acids. The record is from RefSeq and is a predicted model, not a curated record.